GCGACGGGCACACUAUAAAUUUAACCUAGUUUUUUUUUCUUAAUUAGUGUGAAAAGUUUUAGGACGUUUAGAUAAAUUGUAAAUUAAGUGAACCGACCAGAUUGCGCCAACGUAACGCAAUCCCCCCAAGAUGCGACCAGUAUUUGCCUUUCUGCUUCUGGCACUCCUAUGCUUCGCCAGCACCAAAUCAGAAAGUGAUUUCGAGGAAGACGACAGUGAUGAUUUUGCCGAAUUCGACGACGGCAACUUCUACGCGGAGCCAGCAGCCAAGAACGCUGAUUCUUUCUCCGGCGCAGCAGGAUCUAGCCAUGGAGAGUCCCGGGAAGAUCCGUCUGCCAAGGAUCAGCGAAAACCAGCACAAAAUGAGGAGAGCGACGAGGAGGACGGGCUAGUCGAGGAUGACGAUGAAUUCGAACACUUCCAGGACGAGGAAGAGUUUGAGGGCUACGAUGGCGGAGACUCCAAAGAUCCACCCAUUGAUCAAAAAGUUGAGCCUAAACUGAACAUACCCAACAUUCCGCUGCACUUCCGCACUCAUUGGGACUCCUACUGGAUGGAGAUGCUUAUGGUGGCCGGGUUGUUGGCCUACUUUGCCAACUUCUUUGCCGGCAAAGCUAAAAACGCUAGACUAGCGCAACUUUGGUUUAGUACCCACAGGGCCCUGCUGGAUGAGAACUUCGCCUUGGUCGGCGAUGAUGGUAAGGCUGAAAACGAGAAUCCAGGCCUGAUUAAGGAAAGCGAGAGUCUCUAUACGUUGUGGUGCUCCGGUCGUACCUGCUGCGAGGGCAUGCUCGUCGAACUGAAGAUGAUCAAGCGGCAGGAUCUCGUCUCCUUGGUGGCGGGAUUGAUGCGCCCACAGCUAGAUCAGGCCCACAUCAAAAUCGAACUCACACGCGGUGUUAUGGAUGCAUUUGUAUUUGCUGUUGGAACUAAAAAGACCAUAACCAAGGUCUUCAAGGAGUAUACGGAUCUGAGCAAGUUCUGUAGUCUAGUCGGCAAGCCGGAGGAUCGCUACAAUGUGCCCACCGGCUUUGGCGUGCUCUCCGAGGUUCCGGAGGCCACGUCCGCUAUCCUCGAGUCACGUGUUAUCACUGCACUAAAUAAGUACCAAAGCUAUAUCGAUUACCUGCAUAUCUCGGACCAGUUCAGUGGGCCCAUCCAGCAGGAGGAAGGGGGCACUCUUAAGCAGCCCGAGACCAAGGCCGUGCUCCUCGCUGGCUUCAAUUUGCCGAAGCACGCCGAAAUGGAGACUAUUAAGCCAUUGUUAUUGUUGAUAUUUUACUUGAUGGAGCGUCUGAAGACUUAUCGCAUGUCCAAGGAGGGCAAAGCCAAGUCGGACAAGAACCGCCAGCGCGUCGAGGAGGAGUUUUUGAAGAGCACUCAUGCCGCACGCGCUGAAGCUGCCGCUCAACGUCGCGAGGACAAGCGAAAGCAGGAGAAGGAACGCAUCCUGGCCGACGAGGAUCCCGAAAAACAGCGUCGCUGGGAGGCCAAAGAACAGAAACGCCAGGCCAAGAGGAACGCGCCCAAGAUGAAGAGACUGGCCGUGAAGUCCCUGUAGAUAUGUCUUUAGUGUGCCAUUAGCCGCAAGGAGCGCUUCCUUAACGUAAAAAAAUUGACCACUAGUAGUUGUUCCUCUCAAAUGCCAGAAUAAAGCAAUAUCUAUUUGUUUCCUAUGGAGCGCCAAAACAAAAA
Messenger RNA from Drosophila eugracilis, 1695 nucleotides. RefSeq names its product PAT complex subunit CCDC47. NCBI's taxonomy places the organism in Eukaryota, Metazoa, Arthropoda, Insecta, Diptera, Drosophilidae. The record is from RefSeq and is a predicted model, not a curated record. Gene Ontology annotation, molecular function: calcium ion binding. Gene Ontology annotation, cellular component: endoplasmic reticulum. Gene Ontology annotation, biological process: endoplasmic reticulum calcium ion homeostasis.